Messenger RNA from Antrostomus carolinensis (chuck-will's-widow), 788 nucleotides. RefSeq names its product GIMAP family P-loop NTPase domain containing 1 (gene GIMD1). NCBI's taxonomy places the organism in Eukaryota, Metazoa, Chordata, Aves, Caprimulgiformes, Caprimulgidae. Gene Ontology annotation, molecular function: GTP binding. The record is from RefSeq and is a predicted model, not a curated record. The transcript is spliced from 2 exons. The coding region runs from base 1 to 666 and encodes 221 amino acids.
AUGUCAGAGAGCAAUGAGAUGACCAUCAACCUUGUUGUCGUUGGAAGAACUCAAACUGGCAAAAGUGCUGCUGGGAACAGCCUGCUUGGCAGCUCAGACUUUGAGAGUCAUUGCUCCCCAAGUUCUGUGACUACAUGCUGCAGCCUUGGGCACAGCUGUCGGAUUUUGGGGAUUAUACGAAGAAACGGCUGCGAGCUAGCUCUCCGUGUUCGAGUACUUGACACUCCAAGCUACCCUCACACUGGUCUGAGCAAAGAGCGGGUGAGAGACACAGUGAGAUCGGCCCUGGCUCACCACUUUGGGGAGGAAGGCCUGCAUCUAGCUCUCUUGGUCCUGAGGGCUGACUUGCCUCUGUGUCCAGAUGAAAGCCACCACACAAUUCAGUUCAUCCAGGAACUUCUGGGUCCCACAUGGAAGGAUUUCACUGCAGUUCUACUUACUCAUGCAGACAAGGCAGAAGAGGCUGGAUUCAGUGAGGAAGCAUACUUGCACAGUGCCUCCAGUACACUGUUGUCACUUUUGAGCUUAGUACAGCAUAAGUACAUUUUCCUAGACAACCAGAAGAGCAUAAUUAAAGAGGAAAGAGCUACUGUCUUAAGAAAGCUCCUGAAUUUUAUAAGACAAAAUAAUUAUCAAGUGCUUCUACUUAAACACAACAAGGAAUAAAAUUAGCUUUCAGGUGCUCCUUUGUCUAUUUUCUAUGGUAGGUAACAUUUAAUAGAGUAGAAGCCAUCAAAUGGAAAAUUCCACAUCCAUACCAAACACCUCUGAAGACACAGUUGCAAAUA